Cyclospora cayetanensis is the source of this 810-nucleotide messenger RNA. RefSeq names its product angiomotin. The transcript is spliced from 3 exons. Lineage: Eukaryota; Apicomplexa; Conoidasida; Eucoccidiorida; Eimeriidae. The record is from RefSeq and is a predicted model, not a curated record. Bases 1 to 810 code for a protein of 269 amino acids.
AUGCAGCACCAUGAGGGCGCCGUCUUAGCGGCGGAAAGAUCAGCCGCCUCGCCGUCUGUGAGUGCUGAGCAUCAAGUGGAGGCAUCGCCAGCAAACGCAGCGUCAUUCGAGGCUCCAGCGGCGGCAGCUCAUGCAGAGGCACGGGUGGCACCCUCGGGGCCAUGGGCUUCAGAAGCAUCCGACGCAGGAGCAGCACCGGCGGAAACUGUAGCUGUAGCGACACCGAGUGAGGCUGCUGCUGGUGCUGCUGCAGAUUCGUUGGCGCAGCGGUAUUCUAAGGAUGAUACGAUGGCUCCCGUGUCUGCUUGCGUGGAAAGCCCCCUGGGGAAGCCGCUGGCGAACUCUUUGGUGCAAGCGCAGGCCCUUACGGUCCAAGACUUAGUCUGCCGCUUCGUGCACGCUGCGUUCGCCGCCUUGCCACCCCCCCAUUUGCUGCUGUGGCACUCCACUUGGGUGGCGCAGCGGACUCAGGCGGAGGUUCUGCUGCAGGCGCACUUGCAGGAAAUGUUUUCCCCAGCCUCUGUGUCACCGGGGCGAGCAGCUGCAGGUCCAGCGAAUUGCGCUGCCUUCGGAAAUGUGGCCGAAUCAGGGGAGCGCGUGAACCGGAGUCGCUGGUCGUCUGAGGAGACAGCGGCGUUCGUCGAGGCGGUCAAUCUGAUGGGUGCAGGCAACUGGAGGGCGAUUGAGAAGGCCUUUGGGCAAAAGCUAGGGGGUCGUACAAAUGCACAGCUUAAGGAUAAGUGGCAAAAUCUGGUGCUGCACGGUCAUGUGACUCGGGGCGCCUUUGACGGUCCUUGGGCCCUUACGUAG